UCUGCUCCUGGUGCUGCUGCCAUGGCUGAUCCUGUCCCCGAGGAGAGCGCGUCCCACGUCCCCGAGCUGUGCUGUGAGUGUGGCCAGGCCCACCCCUUGCUGGACAAUCACCUGUACAACUUCCAGGACGAGGUGGACGAUGAGCUCAUCUGCCACAUCUGCCUGCAGCCCCUGCUGCAGCCCAUGGACACUCCCUGUGGGCACACCUACUGCUUCAAGUGCCUGGAGAACUUCAUGCAGGAGUACAGCUUCUGCCCCAUGGACCGCAAGAAGCUCUCCUUCCAGCAGUGCCACAAGUCCAGCCUGCUGGUGAGGAACCUGCUGGAUAAGCUGCUUGUGCUGUGUCCUUUCAAGGCUGAGUGCCAGCAGACCAUGCAGCGCUGUGAGCUGGAGGCUCACCUGCAGAACAGGUGUCCUGGGUUUAAGAAAUACAAAUCUGAGCUCCAGCGGAAAAGGAACCCCAUUUCCAAAGGGAAGGAAGAGCUUCCUGCCAAGGGGGACACAAAUACACCCAAGGAUCCAGAGCUCCCAAGUGGAGGCUCCUCACUUGUGGCAGAAAGCUCUGGAGCUGCUGUGGUGUCACUGGGGACUGCAGAGCCUGGACUGGUUAAUCCAGCUUUUGAGGAGACUGAAGAAGACCUUCCUCAGAGAACCAGUCUUGUGGCUGAAACUACCACCAUCGAAAUCCACCGGGAAGACCUGGAGGAAGAGCUGGGGAUGAGGAUAGUUGGGGGUAAGGACACCCCCCUGGGUAACAUCGUUGUUCAGGAAGUGCUGAGGGACUCUGUGAUUGCUGCUGAUGGAAGAAUUGCUCCUGGAGACCACAUCCUUGAGGUGAAUGGCGUCAACAUCAGCAGCGUGACUCACUGCCAGGCUGUCUCCUUCCUGCGCCACCCAGGGCCUGUUCUGCACCUCAUGGUCCUGCAGGAGAAGGGCUUUUCCAACAGGACUGCCCAGCAGGAUUGCAGCUCCAGCAGCAGGGAAGUGAUCCACGUCACCUUGGUGAAGAGAGACCGAUCCGAGCCCCUGGGAAUCAAACUGAUCAGGAAGACGGACGAGGCAGGGAUUUUUAUUCUGGAUCUCUUGGAGGGGGGCUUGGCAGCCAAGAAUGGGAAGCUGAGUCGGAAUGACAGAGUCCUUUCAAUAAAUGGACAGGAUUUGAGGCAAGGAACUCCCGAGGCUGCUGCCCAGAUCAUCCAGACCACGGAAUCCAGAGUGAACUUUGUGAUCCUGAGGCAGUCUGGGCUGCAGCUGGGGGAGCCAGGGGAGGAUGGCAGCACCUCCAACAGCAGCAGCAGCAGCAAUGGGGGCAGCCCUGUGCACCACCGGAGGCGACCAGACCAGAGCCACUACAGGAGAAAAUCCACCUACCAGAAGGAUUUGCCUCAGGGAUAUGUAAGUCAUGAGAAGACAGUUGCAAUAAAAAAGGAGCCAAAGGAAUCUUUGGGAAUCACAAUUGGAGGUGGAAGGGAUAACAAGAACAAGCUCCCUAUCUAUGUGACCAGUGUGCAGCCCAUUGGAUGCCUCUUCAGGGAUGGCAGAAUCAAGAGAGGGGAUGUCCUUCUGAGCAUCAAUGGCAUCGAUUUGACUCACCUGAACUACUAUGAAGCUGUCUCAGCUCUGAAAUCCAAUGCAGCUUCCCACUCAGUCACACUGAAAGCCUUGGAAAUCCUGUCCCUGAACUCCCCAGAGCCAGCCCUGGACAUCAGGGAGCAGGGGUUCAGCUGGUCUCCCCUCUGGAUCACAUGGCUUGGAUUGCCCAGCUACCUUCACUUCUGUCAAGAUAUUGUCCUCAGUAAAGGAAACCUGGAAAGUUGGGGCUUCAGCAUCGUGGGAGGCUUUGAGGAAAGCAAAGGAAACCAACCCUUCUUCAUCAAAACCAUCGUGCCAGGCACUCCCGCGUUCCGGGACAGGAAACUCAAGUGUGGAGAUGAAAUCGUGGCAGUGAACGGAGUGCCAGCAAUAGGAAUGAGCAACUCAGAAUUAAUCCCAAUGCUGAAGGAGCAGAGGAACAAAGUCACCCUGACCGUGGUGUCCUGGCCAGGGAGCCUGGUGUGACAGCUCCAGCAAAGCCCCAACACUUCAGGUAUCCAACAGCAGCUGGGCAGCACCCAGGCCACAGCUGCAGGAAACAGGGACUGCCCCACUGCAUUGCCAUGGAAAACUCGCUGCUUCCUUUCUAUGGAAAACAUUUUACCAACAAAUCUGGAUGCUGAAUUCAAAGUAAAGGUUAACCCAGGAGUUGUUGAGCUGCCCAGGCUCAUGAAAGCUCCUUAGGAUUGGUGGAGCACAGAAAGCUCUGCCCAGUGUUUCUCCACAACCUGCCCUGGAGGCUGCUGAGGCUUGCCUCGAUUUUAGGGCUCUGCUUUCCCUUGAGUAUUUGAACAGGUUAAAACAGAGGCUUCUAGAAGCAGCUACUGGAUCUGUAAGGAUGGGGACCCGAUUUAGGCAUUUCUAUCAGGAUUUCCCAGCCCUCAUUUUUAGGUGUCAGUAACCCAAGGGAUGAUUUAACAAUGAAAAGCCCACAGUAGCUCAGAGCUGCUGGGGCAGCCUGGUGGAGCUUUGUUACCUGCAGGAGGGUCCUGGCACAAAUCCCAGUUCAGGAUCCUGCCAACUCCACUGACUGACUGCAAAGGGACAAUUUCAACAACUUAAAAAACCACUCUCAAAGGCAUCAGCAAGAGGGGUUUCAUUGAAAUAUGAUGUUGCAAAAUGUCACUUUAUCAAAGGUCAAGGGUAAGAUUCACUUAUUGCACACGGGUUUCCCUGGUUUUAGGAUUGAUAAAAGCAGCUUUUCCCAGAAGGGAACGGGCUGGUGUCAGACAGCCCUGGCCCAGCCUGAUGCCUGUUUUAUUUUUAUGUUGCCAGUGCUGAAGGGCAGAGUUCAGGCAGGGGCAGAAGCACCUGUACUGCCAGGUGAGAUUUCUCCUGCAGUUCCCUUCAUGUCCCUCUUGCAGCUGGAGCAAAAUAUCAACUUAUGGGAUCAGGGGAAGCUCAAUGGAUCUUGGCUGCAGGAAAAGUCACCUCCAGAAGGAGACUGUGCCCAGCCUGGCUUCAGUUCAAACCCACUGUGCAGGUAAAAUUUACAGUUGAAGAACUGAAGCCCAGGUAGGGUGCUUUGACCUCUGACACUGUGAAAGUUCCUACCUGCAAACUCCACCUGAAGCAAUUCCCUUUUUUAGCAGUUUAAUGAGCAAUAGAGAUGAUGGGUUUUUCUCAAACCAGGUUGCUCCUGUGCUGCACCUUUUGCAGGAGCAGCUUUGUAAGAAUCCAAGGAG
This is a messenger RNA of Agelaius phoeniceus (red-winged blackbird), 3278 nucleotides long. RefSeq names its product ligand of Numb protein X 2-like. Gene Ontology annotation, molecular function: protein binding; metal ion binding; ubiquitin-protein transferase activity. The record is from RefSeq and is a predicted model, not a curated record. NCBI's taxonomy places the organism in Eukaryota, Metazoa, Chordata, Aves, Passeriformes, Icteridae.